AUGAUUAACUUGAUCAAAGAUCACCUUGUUCAGAAAGAUCAAUGUGACCAUGAAACAGCAAAUUCAGUCCUUGAGCUUUUCGAGCUCCAGAUGGCAGCACAGCUGUCGCGACAACGAGCUAGUAAUGCUCAUCAACAGGACAUUGCUCAAACUGCUUUUGAAGAAGUGACAAAUGAGCAGCAGGAUGAGCAGACAUCAUUCAUACUCAUAGAGAAACUAGAGCAAGCAGGAAUCAGCUCAGGUGAUAUCAAACGUCUGAAAGAAGCGGGAUUCAACACUGUCGAGCGGAUAGCUCAUGCCAUGCGCAGUGAAAUUUCGUCUGUCAAAGGAAUAAGCGAGCAAAAGGCUGACAAAUUGCUGCAUGAAGCCAUGAAGUUAGUGCCGAUGGGUUUCACUACUGCUUAUGAGGUUCAUGAACGACGUAGCGAGCUAAUUCAAAUCCGCACUGGUUCAUCGGCACUGGAUAGGCUUAUCGGUGGAGGAGUAGAGACGGGCCACAUCACUGAGAUAUUUGGAGAGUAUCGCACAGGCAAAAGUCAGCUUUGUCAUAGUUUGGCGGUCAUCUGCCAGUUGCCUAUCUCGAUGGGAGGUGCAGAAGGAAAGUGCAUGUGGAUUGAUACUGAGGGAACAUUCCGACCGGAACGAUUGGUACCAAUUGCUGAGCGAUUCAAUAUGGAUAGCAAGCAUGUGCUGGAAAAUAUAGCUGUAGCUAGAUGUUACAACUCAGAUCACCAAAUCGCCUUAUUGACUACUGCAGCAGCCAUGAUGGCUGAGAGUCGAUAUGCUCUGCUGAUUGUGGAUAGCGCCACUGGAUUGUUUAGGAGUGAUUAUUGUGGCCGAGGAGAGCUAGCAGCGAGGCAAAUGGCUCUGUCUAAAAUGAUGCGAUUGCUGAUCAAACUUGCCGACGAAUUCGGCGUCGCUGUAGUGAUAACAAAUCAGGUUGUUGCCCAAGUUGAUGGAAGUGCGAUGUUCCAAAUGGAUGCUAAGAAACCUAUAGGAGGGAAUAUCAUUGCUCAUAUGAGCACAACUAGGCUGGGAUUGCGUAAAGGUCGAGGCGACACAAGGAUUUGCAAAGUGCACCAAAGUCCCAGCUUACCAGAAUCAGAAGCAACUUUUGCCAUCACAACUAACGGGAUAGAUGAUGCCCCUGAAUGAUAGUUUCUGAUUACUGCAAGUGUUCUUUCACCAAAGCGAGUUACGAUAU
Messenger RNA from Cylicocyclus nassatus, 1204 nucleotides. The record is from the annotation of a GenBank genome assembly. NCBI's taxonomy places the organism in Eukaryota, Metazoa, Nematoda, Chromadorea, Rhabditida, Strongylidae.